Archocentrus centrarchus (flier cichlid) is the source of this 3025-nucleotide messenger RNA. RefSeq names its product GEN1 Holliday junction 5' flap endonuclease (gene gen1). The record is from RefSeq and is a predicted model, not a curated record. Lineage: Eukaryota; Metazoa; Chordata; Actinopteri; Cichliformes; Cichlidae. Bases 190 to 2886 code for a protein of 898 amino acids. Gene Ontology annotation, molecular function: four-way junction DNA binding; 5'-flap endonuclease activity. The transcript is spliced from 13 exons.
UUCAACGCAGAGCCAAUUAACACAGAAACAAGGCACCGCAGCACGGAGACCUUUAACAAAACGGGACGCGGCCCAACGGCGCCACUGUUUGAAAAUCUUAACUUGUUGAGCUGUUUGUGUUGUUGUAGCAUUGGCGUUUUUACACAUUUUCUCAGUGCUUAAUCAGUUAAAAUCCACUUGGGUGUAAAUAUGGGUGUCCAGGAUUUGUGGUCUGUCGUGGAGCCGGUUCGUGAGUCGGUGCCGCUGUACAGUUUGAGCGGAAAGACGCUGGCAGUCGACCUGAGUUUAUGGGUGUGCGAGGCCCAGCACGUCCAAGCGAUGAUGGGGAGAGUCACGAAGCCCCAUCUGAGGAAUUUAUUUUUCAGGGUGUCGUCCCUCACACUGAUGGGGGUGAAGCUCGUCUUUGUCAUGGAAGGAGAAGCUCCAAAAAUUAAAGCAGAAACAAUGAGCAAGAGGACAGAAACAAGAUAUGGAGGCUUCAAAAAGAGCUCUGCCCCAAAGUCUGCAGCAGGCACCGGCAGGGGGCGCUUUAAAGCUGUGCUCAGAGAGUGCGCAGAGAUGCUGGACUACCUGGGUGUGCCGUGGGUCACAGCUGCUGGAGAGGCUGAGGCUAUGUGUGCUUACCUGGACUCACAGGGCCUGGUGGACGGCUGCAUCACUAAUGAUGGAGAUGCUUUCUUGUAUGGAGCCCGAACUGUGUACAGGAACUUCAAUAUGAGCAGUAAAGACCCUCAGGUGGACUGUUACCAGACUUCUCGAGUACAAACAGAAUUAAAUCUGUCCAGAGAGAAUCUUGUUGGUCUGGCCAUUCUCCUUGGUUGUGAUUAUAUUCCCAAGGGCAUACCAGGUGUGGGCAAAGAGCAGGCCCUGAGGCUUAUUCAGAUGCUGAAAGGACAAACACUCAUACAGAGGUUCAUGCAGUGGAAGGAAGAGACCACAGAAGUGUCUGAAGGAGGCGUAAAGAAAGUUCCUCACUGCAACUUGUGUCGACAUCCUGGCUCCGCGAAGACUCAUGAGUCCCGCGGAUGUGUGCUCUGCAGCAGUAAGCACUUCUGUCAACCUCAGGACUUUGAUUACCAGUGUCCAUGUGACUGGCACCGCUACGAACAGACCCGCCAGGCCUUGUCUUUUGAGGCAAACAUCAGGAGGAAAACACGUGCAAACCAGCAUUUCCCUUUUACGGAGAUCAUUUGUGAGUUUCUGGUUUCCAAAGAUAAGCCUGUGUCGCAUUUCAAGAGGAGAAAGCCGAAUAUGCUGCUGAUGCAGAAAUUUGCUUAUGACAAGAUGGAGUGGCCGAGGCACUACACCAGCGAAAAGGUGUUAGUCUUGAUGACCUAUGCCGAGCUGAUGAACAGAAAAUAUGGAACAGACAUGUCCUCCCAAACUGAGCCUAUCCGAAUAUUUAAACCAAGAGUGAGGAAUGGCAUUGCUUGCUUUGAAGUCAUCUGGAGAACACCAGAACAUUUUGUGUUUCCUGAGGAUCGGCCUGCAGAGGAACAGCAUGAGGUGAGGACGGUGGAGGAGGAGUCCCUGUUUUGUUUGGCAUACCCAGAGCUGGUAGAGAUGUACCUCAGAGACAAAGCUCUGGCUGAAGAGAGCAAGACCAACAAAAAGAAGCCAAAAAGUAAAAAGGAGAAGCCGUCCGAUGGUUUAUCAGACCUCUUGGCUCAGAUGACCCUUCAGAGUUCCUCUUCAUCGAAUGGUACUGCUCAACAGCCAAAGCUGCUCCCUAUGUUUGUAAGCACAGAUGAAUCAGAAGUGGUGAUUUUGGACACACCAGUGAGCCAUAUGCAGAAUAAAAGAGGAAAAGAUGAUUGCUCCAGCCUGAAAGAUUGCCCCAACACUCCUCUGUCUCCUGCUGACUCAGAGGCCGUUGCAUCACCUUCUGUCUCUGUUGUAAUUGAAGCGCUACACCUCAGUGAUAUUGACUGGGAUGCUUUGUCCUUCACAUCUUCUCCAUCUCAACAAGCAGCUACAAGCCACCCCACCGGGCCCGAGCUAAAUAAAACCACAGACAGUGAAACAGAGCAGAAAACCUCAAGUGAUGUCAAAUCAGCAGACUCCAGAUCUGCUCCAGAGCUCUGUUACUCAGAGUGUCCUUUAAGGGACCGGAUACUCAUGAGGAAUACAGCCAAAACUGUGAAUCAGGUAUGCAAUGAUGCAGUCAAGUCAAAACCCAGUGGACAUGUUUCCAGAGAGUGUCGCAGUGAUUUGUCAGGGAAAGAAUCUGCUGUCGAGAAAAAUGAAGCAUUCGCAGAAAAAAGCCAACGUGUAGAAAAUGCAUUACAGCCUGCAGCACAAGCUCAAAGCAAAAUGACAGAAAAAUUUAACAACUCCAAAAAGGUGCCUCACAAAUACAAAUUUGUCAGGACAGGUAUUCAAUCAUUGACUGUCCCACCACAGAGGUGUCACCCCAACCCAGGUCCAAGUGACAGGAAGGACAAGAGCAUACCGCAGACCAUCAAAAAGAGUGUGUGUAUGAGCGUGUGUUCAUCCAGCGAAGACAGUGACGUGGAGAACCAGCAGUCUGGACCUCAAAGACUGACAAAAACCAAGCCUAUACACAAACUCCAAGGCAGCUUUGUUUCAGACUUCCCGCUGAAACCAGUUUAUUCAGAUGCAGCGACCAAACCAACAGCAAAAACUGCUCAGAGCCUUCAUUUACCGAGACAAAAACCUCAGAGCCAAAGUGAACAUUUUGAAAACAGCACACCUGGAUCAACUAAAAACAACUGCCAGGAGGUCCCGGCAGCUGGUGUGGAUGGCGACAGGUUCCUUCCCAUUCCAGCAUCGCCUGUCACUGUGUUAGAGAGCGACGACUCAGUGAUUUGUAGCGAGAGUCCACUGCCGCUGGCAGAGAGACUGAGGCUGAAGUUUCAGAAGUAAUCAGCAUGAUUACACGAUGAACGACAAAAACAUGUAAGCUGCUGUUGUUUUAACCAUGAAAGUUUCAUCUUGACUUUUCAAAUACACAUAACAUGAGCUCAAGGUAUGGAAGCUUUUUUAUUUUUUUUUUGCUGCCACU